CGAAAAUAUCUCUGAAACAGUUUGCAUCGCACACACGUACCGUGUCACACCGCCGAUGGAUGGAUGGACUGGCUGACACGAGGGGCUCCAUUCCUGGGACUGGGAGAGACUGUAGCCCCGGGGCCGGCCCGGGCCAAGAAUUGACAGGCCCGGUAGCGACAGCCCACCGCCCCCCUCUCUCCCGGGCCCAGUGCCGUGCCAUUGUGCAUGCGUCGAUGCCGCGCGCCGGACGAAAGCUGAAGCCUUAACCCAAGCAAGCAGCAGCAGCAGCAAUGAAAAAAAAAAAGGACCGCGCUGGCUGCCUUUUGGUUGGGCGAAAGGAACGGGACCAAAUCUUAUCGGCCCGGCGUUUGGAUGCGUCGUCGUCGUCGUCUCCUUGUGUGGGGCUGGCUGCUGGCCGCCGUUCCAUCCAUCAUCCCAUGCCCAUCCUCUCCUGAAAAACACAUCUAAUCUCAUCUCAUCCCCUUCCUCCUCUAGCUUGUGCACGUAGGCCAACCGCGUCAUCUCUCUCUUAUCUUCUUCCUCCCAUCAUUCCUUCCAUCCGAUCCAUCUAGCUUACUCCCCGGCCUUAGCGCUUCUUCCCCCUGCCGCCUACAGCCGCCGGCCGGGAGCGGCCUUGUUCAUGCCCCCGCCGUGCAGUGUGCAGCAGCUUAUUGGCGUGCGUUCCGGCGGCCGGAGAGCCAGCAGCUAGCUGAUAAUACAUCCUGAUCAGGGAGCCAAUACGAGCUUGUUCCUGAAGCUUAAUUUUAGCCAAGCGGUGCUCGGUGGAUCCACAGUUCCAUAUGCAUGGAUGGCAAAGAUCACCUCAUCGCACCGUCCGACCUGCCGCAGUUCUACGCCGCCCAGCAGCAACAACAGCAACACCACCACAGGAUGCUCUCCAACGCCGGGCAGCAGGUUAGCCAGGCGUCGCCGCUGUCCGGCGGCAUGCACCACUCCGUCAUCCGCCCCAUGCCCAACAUGAGCAUGAGCCCCACCGCCAUCCUCCAGUCCAUCGGCGGCGCCCAGAUGCCGCCGUUCCACACCAUGGACGCCGCGCCGUCUCCAUCCUCCAUGAUGCAGCACGGCGGCGGCGCCAUGGGGGGUUCUGGCGUGUCCGGGCCGGGGACGGCGACGGCCAUGGCGAGCCCGCCGGAGCCGGUGAAGAGGAAGAGGGGCCGGCCCAGGAAGUACGGGCCUGACGGAGCCAUGAACAAGAUGUCGUCGUCUUCCUUGUCUUCGUCGCACCACCAGCAGCAGAUGAUGGGCGCGCCGCCGCCGAGGUUGGGGUCUCUGGACAUGGUGGGAGGGAUGGACGUCGACGCGGCCAACAAGAAGCGCCGCGGCCGCCCGCCCGGCACCGGCAAGAAGCUCUCCUCCCCCACCAAGAAACCCUCUGGCAACGCGUUCUCUGGUUCAGCUGGAACGAGCUUCACUCCUCACAUCAUCACAGCGUCUCCUUCAGAGGAUGUGGCAGGGAAGAUAGCGGCAUUCGCGACCCAGUCACCGAGGGCAGUGUGCGUGCUCUCGGCAAUGGGCUCCGUCUCCAGGGUCGUCCUCCGCCAUCCGGCAGAUCAUGCUUCCUCCGUCUCGAGGGCUCCACCUUCUUACAAUAAUCCUGCCAUUUAUGAGGGGUUGUAUGAAAUUCUGAGUUUAUCAGGCUCUUACAAUCUGAACGAGGACCAGCAGAACCAGAGCGACGGGAUCAGCGUCACGCUCUGCAGCCCGGAGAGGCAUGUCAUUGGAGGUGUUCUGGGUGGAGCAUUGGUAGCUGCCAGUACUGUGCAGGUGGUACUAGGGAGUUUUGUUCAUGGAGGGUCCAGAGCAAAGUCUAAGAAAUCCGGGAAACAGCCAAACUUCGGUUUCGACUCGCUCAGUGGCGGUGGAACAGAUGCCUCUCCCAGCUCUGGACAUAACCAAAACCUAACACCGCCCUCUGUUGUAACAACAACAGGAGGGUGGCCUAGCUCUGGGAUAUUUGACACGAGAAGUUCCAACAUUGAUAUCAACUCAUCUAGAGGAUAGCUCAUUUGUCGAUCCUUCCAGCUCUCAAGAAAUUUUCUAUUUCCAAACGAAUACCAAAUGCAUACUUUGAAAUAGCUCUUUCAGUUUUUGA
Brachypodium distachyon (stiff brome) is the source of this 2095-nucleotide messenger RNA. Its product is annotated as AT-hook motif nuclear-localized protein 9. Bases 787 to 2004 code for a protein of 405 amino acids. Gene Ontology annotation, molecular function: minor groove of adenine-thymine-rich DNA binding. The record is from RefSeq and is a predicted model, not a curated record. NCBI's taxonomy places the organism in Eukaryota, Viridiplantae, Streptophyta, Magnoliopsida, Poales, Poaceae. The transcript is spliced from 5 exons.